GCUCACACCACUUCCCGUGGUCAGCAGCCUCCGAGCUGCUCCACCAGUCCUCCUCCUUCCUCUACAGAGGAGGGGCCACUCUCUUCAACCAACUUCGGGAGAAAAUGUUUGGAAUUCCGUUUCCGCUUUAGGGAGUGGACGAUUUUUUUUUUUUCAACUUUUUAUAUCCACGACAACUCGGACAGUUUUUUCCGUCAAAACUGUCCCGGAUUAAACUAUCGUCGCGACGAUGGCUUCUUCUCCUCAGAAGUCCCCGUCCUCUCCGAAGUCCCCGACGCCCAAAUCCCCGUCUUCCAGAAAGAAAGACGACUCUUUCCUGGGGAAACUUGGUGGAACUUUGGCGAGAAGGAAAAAGGCUAAAGAAGUGUCUGAGCUUCAGGAAGAGGGGAUCAAUGCCAUCAACCUUCCCCUCAGCCCGUCCCACUACGAGCUGGACCCCGAGGACACCAUGCUAGAGGAGAACGAAGUGCGCACCAUGGUGGACCCCAACUCCAAGAACGACCGCAAGCUGCAGGAGCUCAUGAGGGUGUUGAUCGACUGGAUAAACGACGUCCUGGUGGGGGAGAGGAUCAUUGUGAAGGAUCUGGCCGAGGAUCUGUAUGAUGGACAGGUCCUGCAGAAGCUGUUCGAGAAACUGGAAGGCGAGAAGCUGAACGUGGCGGAGGUGACCCAGUCGGAGAUCGCCCAGAAACAGAAGCUGCAGACGGUUUUGGAGCGCAUCAACGACUCGCUCAAGCUCUCCACCAGGAACAUCCGCUGGAAUGUUGACUCCGUUCACGCGAAGAGCAUCGUUGCUAUCCUGCACCUGCUGGUGGCGCUGUCGCAGCACUUCAGAGCGCCGAUCAGAUUGCCUGACCACGUCUCCAUUCAAGUGGUGGUCGUCCAGAAAAGAGAGGGCAUCCUUCAGUCCAGACAAAUUCAAGAAGAAAUCACCGGCAACACGGAGGCUUUCUCUGGCAGACACGAGCGUGACGCUUUCGACACCCUGUUUGACCACGCUCCAGAUAAACUGAAUGUUGUCAAAAAGACAUUGAUCACGUUUGUGAACAAACACCUCAACAAGCUCAACCUAGAGGUGUCUGAAUUGGACACACAGUUUGCAGACGGCGUUUAUCUGGUGUUGCUGAUGGGGCUGUUGGAGGGAUACUUUGUGCCGCUCUACAACUUUUUCCUCACACCAGAGAAUUUUGACCAAAAGGUCCACAACGUGUCCUUCUCCUUUGAGCUGAUGCAGGACGGAGGUCUGGAGAGACCGAAGCCCCGACCAGAGGACAUAGUGAACUGCGACCUUAAAUCGACGCUGCGCGUCCUCUACAACCUCUUCACCAGGUACAGGAACGUAGACUGAGCACCGGGUGUAGCAGGAGGGAACACUUUAUACCACGGAUCACAUGUUGGAGCUUAGAGCUUAAAGAUAUGCGUCUCCUUCUACUUGUUGUAGAAGUCUGUUUUAAUCUGAAUGCAUGCAUCACAUUUUGUCCCUGUUGGAUAUUGUGUUUUAUUUUGUUUCCUGCAGAGACAAUUUUAUGGAAGCCCUAAGAGGCAUGCAGGACAAAAACGAAUGUGUUGACCCAGGUGAUCGAAAUCAUUUUUUUCUCGUGUUUAUGACUAAAGAACGGGUUCAUCUUUUUAAGUUUCUUACAUUUUUUCCCCAUCUUUGAAACUAAAUUUUGGAAGGUGAUUUUUUAUUUUUUUUUUUUAAGUGCAAUACUCAUUUGGGCAACAUAAAGCUGAAGUGCACCACUACCCUGUGUUCUACAAUAGGACUUGAAGCAUUCAUGUUUUCUUCCAAGUGAGUUUUAUGAGAAAUUUAAACCCAGCUGGAAGAAAACAUCAAUGCUUUCGGUCCUAUUCACAUAUACAUAUGAUAGUGGUGCAUUUUGGUCUCUUGUCGACGAAAUGAGCAAUGAAAAAUUAUCCUGGCAAAACCUAUUCUCUACCAGCUCUCAAGUCAUUAACACAUGAGAGGAAACCGUUAGGAUCAGACUUUUUUUCACUGUCCUUUCAGGGCUUCCGUACAUCUGACUUGUGUGAUGCAAAAUUACUUUUUAUUGUAAAUUGGGCAUUGCUUUACAGUCCUACGGACAUCUAUGAAUAAGAUAACCAAUGGUAAUGUCUACUUAGGUCGUAGAGGUAAUUCUGUAGUGAAUUCUGUCACCCUGCGUUGUUAUCACAAAGAUGAACAACACUUGUAUCUUUUAAUCCAUAAAAGAAAAUGUUUAACUAUAUUUAUUGUACAUUUUGAGAUACUUGUUCUUUCCUACUUUCCCAGCUGUUUAUUUUUUUUCCUCUCCGCUCUUGUUUAUGUCAUUCAUAAGUGCCUUAAUUAAGACGUGUGAACACAGCUAGCGGCUCCCAAUACGUAAUAUUGGGAUGCACGUGCUCCCCAGUUGUCUUAACGUUCCAGAUUCCCUUUCCAUAUGUGGAGGGACAUUUGAAAUAUCUGACCAAAGCUCUGUUGUAUUCACUCUGUAAAUCAUAUAAAGGCGUUACUCAGCAGUCA
Messenger RNA from Anarrhichthys ocellatus (wolf-eel), 2503 nucleotides. It is a transcript of the gene parvaa, whose product is annotated as parvin, alpha a. The transcript is spliced from 13 exons. Gene Ontology annotation, biological process: actin cytoskeleton organization; cilium assembly; substrate adhesion-dependent cell spreading. The record is from RefSeq and is a predicted model, not a curated record. Bases 230 to 1348 code for a protein of 372 amino acids. Gene Ontology annotation, cellular component: focal adhesion; actin cytoskeleton; cytoplasm. NCBI's taxonomy places the organism in Eukaryota, Metazoa, Chordata, Actinopteri, Perciformes, Anarhichadidae. Gene Ontology annotation, molecular function: actin binding.